CAUGGACACUUUAGGAAGUUGGUUCUUUGAAGGGGGUCAAGGAAGGGGAUGUCGAGGACGCGAAGUUUUGGAGCGCCCCCAGUUACCACACGCCCGAGGACCGGGUGGCCAUUGCCCGGAAAACUAUGGAGCAGGGGGAACGGCGCGAGAACAAGCACUCGGAUAAGCGGCCGGAUAAGUACGUGCCAAAGUUGUUCAGUCCCGAGGGGAAGCCCUACAACAUCAACCAGCCGAAAAUCGGGUUCAGACUCAACGACGAGGACGACCGCGACAACGUGACGCUGGAGGUCGCCCUGUACAGGUAACCAACGAUCAAAUGUUGGGUCGACUCGAGAUGAUGGAGGUGCAACGA
This is a messenger RNA of Copidosoma floridanum, 352 nucleotides long. It is a transcript of the gene tilB, whose product is annotated as touch insensitive larva B. Gene Ontology annotation, molecular function: protein binding. NCBI's taxonomy places the organism in Eukaryota, Metazoa, Arthropoda, Insecta, Hymenoptera, Encyrtidae. Gene Ontology annotation, biological process: outer dynein arm assembly. Gene Ontology annotation, cellular component: cytoplasm. The record is from RefSeq and is a predicted model, not a curated record.